AUGGCUCUCAAGCGCAAGCGUUCUUCAGCGACUGUCUCCUCGCCAGCAUCCAUCUCCUCCUCCGCCACCAAGUCUGCCAGUCCGCCGCCACUCUUCUUCCAACAGAAUCCACCAAUUGAGCUAUCCCACGAGCCCACAUGGUCCUUUCCCACAUACGACGAUCACCCACAGCAACAUCUGAACAGCCGAACGCGAAAACGGUAUAGAAACAACCGGCCGGAUGAAGAAGCAGUCUACGCAAGCACGAUUGAAAAGUUGUUCGCAGCUCAAAAGCAGCUGACCAUAACUUCGCCUGUAUAUUCCCCUCCAACGACCACAACACCGCCGUCAGAGUCGACAGAAUCGACGGAGCUGCCGCCACAGCGGACUACACUGCACUCAUUCUGGCGAUUGCAGCAAGCUCCCCUAUCAUCAUCAUCAACCAUGAUGGACUGUGCAUACGACACGAAUACAAGCCGUGAGACCUCCUGCGAGAAUGAUGAUUCAAUGGACAUCGACGACGGCUUCGUCAAUGAGGGAACAUCAUGUCAGUCCUGUCACCGGCGAGUCCAUGGUAGAUACACUGCGAUUGGCAAUCUGCGGGUAUGUCUUACCUGCGCAAGUAGCGCAUAUCGAUGA
Messenger RNA from Ramularia collo-cygni, 618 nucleotides. RefSeq lists its product as uncharacterized. The coding region runs from base 1 to 618 and encodes 205 amino acids. NCBI's taxonomy places the organism in Eukaryota, Fungi, Ascomycota, Dothideomycetes, Mycosphaerellales, Mycosphaerellaceae. The record is from RefSeq and is a predicted model, not a curated record. The transcript is spliced from 2 exons.